This is a messenger RNA of Salvia miltiorrhiza (redroot sage), 836 nucleotides long. RefSeq lists its product as uncharacterized. Bases 11 to 742 code for a protein of 243 amino acids. Lineage: Eukaryota; Viridiplantae; Streptophyta; Magnoliopsida; Lamiales; Lamiaceae. The record is from RefSeq and is a predicted model, not a curated record. The transcript is spliced from 7 exons.
GUCGCGCCAAAUGACGAUCGCCUCCGGCAUCAUCACUGCGGCGGCGCACGGUAUAACCGCACAAUUCGCACUCAUUCCAGGUUUGUCGCGUGCCUCGAGGUCAAAUCGGCGCGCGAUUAGCUCCGGCGUGAGGUGCGCAUUGCUCCCGCUGAGGAGGAGGAUUGAGAGCAGACGAUCGGUUUCUCUCUCGCUUGUUCUCCUCCAUUUCUUCGCUCUAUCUAAAGAUGCAUUGGGUGUGAGCGCGAUGGAUAGAUAUGUAAAAAGGAAAAGGCUUGAUCCGCUAGAGGCGUAUAUACCUGCUGUUAUAUUGACCGAGUUUCAGAUCAAGGAAUUAGGGCAAUAUCUUGAUGAUGAUCAACCUGAGUUUCUUAGUUGCCGGAAUCUCUUGAGGUCUGGUCCUGCUGCAUCUUUGCGCAUAAAUAUUCGAGCAGUUGCACAGUAUGCCUCUGAUGCUGGAAACGGCAAAUAUGCGUUUGAUGAGGUUGAUCAGUGCUUAAGAGCACUGGAAGAACUCGAUUCUCUUCUUCUACGGGCGUCAAGAAAAGAUUCGAGCUCCUCAGUCGAAGCGAUGAAAGCUAGAGUUGUCACCGCGCUCAAUGCACUUAACAGCCUUCUGAAAACUGUUCCGGCUGAGGUGCUGGAUAAGGGAAAGGCCAUGGCAGAUGCAUACAUGAAUCCAGGUGACGAUACAUCGCCCGAAACGCUCGACCCUCAGUUAAAGCAGUUGGAAUCAAUAUUGUAAUCUACAAGCUUUAGCUCUAAAAUAGAGGUAUGGAAACCUUGUACAGCCUCUCUUAAUCUAUUUUUGCCUAUAGAAGCUCUAGAGAUCACUAAAA